Pieris rapae (cabbage white) is the source of this 581-nucleotide messenger RNA. RefSeq names its product ATPase inhibitor mai-2, mitochondrial. Gene Ontology annotation, biological process: negative regulation of ATP-dependent activity. The coding region runs from base 100 to 417 and encodes 105 amino acids. The record is from RefSeq and is a predicted model, not a curated record. Gene Ontology annotation, cellular component: mitochondrion. Lineage: Eukaryota; Metazoa; Arthropoda; Insecta; Lepidoptera; Pieridae. Gene Ontology annotation, molecular function: ATPase inhibitor activity. The transcript has 3 exons.
UAAUGUCAUAAGUCAUUUUAGAACUUUCUAAACGACCGGCAACCGCGACGCAAUCGUUAUAAUUUUUAUAAGACAUCAAGGGUUAUUUUAAAAUCUAUUAUGAAUUCAUUAAUACGCAAAAGAGUGCUCGCCUUACGUGAACUUGCGAGUAUAAGGAUGUAUUCUGGUGAACCUGGAUCAGGUGCUGGAAAAGGAGGUGGUGGUGGUGGAGCCAUCCGUGAAGCUGGUGGUGCCUUUGGCAAGAUGGAAGCCGCCAGAGAAGAUGAAUACUUUUAUAAAAAGCAAAAAGAGCAACUAUUAAACUUAAAAGGUCACAUGGAAAAGGAGAUUGCGUUCCAUCAAGAUCAAAUCAAACGCCAUGAAGAUGCAAUCAGACGCCACAAGCAAACUCUAUCAACAGUUGGAGACCACAACUGAAUUUCAUUUAAAUGUCUUAUAAGUCCUGUCCUGCAUAUAAGGAAAGUUUUUAGUGCUUAAAAGGUAUAAUAACUUGAAAGAAAUUUCUGUUACAAUACUGGUUUUUGGCUUUUAUUUUAAUUAGUUUGUUGAAGGAUACAAAUAUAUAGCUUUGUAUACAGGUA